GCGCGUACGCCGCUGGAGGCAAGCGUGGAGAGGUCGGGUGCGCGGGGUAGUCGCGGUCGUGAGGUAACGCCGGGCGCGAGGCGGUUAUCUGUUCCUUUUCGACAAGAACGGAAGGUGCAAGCGCCAUUGUAACUACCCAGAGCUCAGCGAGGGGGAAAAAAAAGAAUCCUGCUUCCGCCUUAGGUGGCCUCUGAGAGAAACGACCGCAGCGUCAGGUUCGAUUAUCUUCUAGGCCGCUGUGGGCGGGGUUUAUACGGAUUUGGCCGGCCCACUCGGGCCCCGCGCAUUUUCAGGAUGUCGGCACAGGCUCAGAUGCGCGCGAUGCUGGACCAACUCAUGGGCACCUCCCGCGACGGAGAUACUACACGUCAGCGAAUUAAAUUCAGUGAUGACAGAGUGUGCAAAAGUCAUCUUCUCAACUGUUGCCCUCAUGAUGUCCUCUCAGGAACAAGAAUGGAUCUUGGAGAAUGUCUGAAGGUGCAUGAUUUGGCAUUAAGAGCAGAUUAUGAAAUUGCAUCAAAAGAGCAAGACUUUUUCUUUGAACUUGACGCGAUGGAUCACCUGCAAUCAUUCAUUGCUGACUGUGAUAGGAGAACUGAAGUGGCAAAGAAAAGACUGGCUGAAACUCAAGAAGAGAUCAGUGCUGAAGUGGCAGCUAAGGCUGAACGAGUCCAUGAAUUAAAUGAGGAAAUUGGAAAACUGCUUGCUAAAGUGGAACAACUUGGAGCUGAUGGAAAUGUGGAAGAGUCUCAGAAAGUAAUGGAUGAAGUAGAGAAAGCAAGGGCAAAGAAAAGAGAAGCAGAGGAAGUGUACCGGAAUUCCAUGCCUGCUUCCAGUUUCCAGCAGCAAAAGCUACGGGUCUGUGAAGUAUGCUCAGCCUAUCUUGGCCUACAUGACAAUGACAGGCGGCUUGCUGAUCAUUUUGGAGGAAAGCUGCACUUGGGUUUUAUUGAAAUAAGAGAAAAGCUUGAAGAACUAAGGAGAAUUGUGGCUGACAAACAGGAGAAACGAAAUCAAGAACGUUUAAAGCGAAGAGAAGAAAGAGAGAAAGAAGAAAGAGAGAAGUUAAGAAGAUCUCGUUCUCACAGCAAGAACCCCAAAAGAUCUAGAUCCCGAGAUCGCCGUAGACAUCGAUCUCGGUCAUCCUCCCGUGACCGAAAGAAAAGAACCCGUUCCAGGUCCCGUGAAAAGCGACAUCGUCAUAGGUCUCGUUCUACUAGUCGCAGCCGCAGUCGCAGUCACCAAAGGAGCAGUCAUAGCUCCAGAGACAGAAGCAGAGAACCCAAUUCCAAAAAAAGAUCAUCGAAAGAAAGAUCUUCCAGAGAUCAAGAACGAACCAGAGAUCGUAACAGAACAUCACGUGACAAAGAAAGUUGCCCCAGAGAAAAAUCUCCAAGAGAUCGAAACUGCAAAGAAAGGAAGCGAUCUUAUGAAAGUGCAAAUGGUCGAUCAGAAGACAGGAGAAGCUCAGAGGAGCGUGAAGCAGGAGAGAUAUAACUGGCUGUACAUUCACUUGAUCCUUUACCUUCCUAUGAAGUUGCAUACUGUGGUUUAGUUUACAGUUAUUAAAAGGGACACCAGUGAGCAAUUCCAAUGUUUAUCCAUCUAGGAUAGAUGUACAGUGUAUAAACAUGGUUAUAAUGAAGUCUGAAUUGAUCCGUUUCCAUUGAUAAUUCAAUUGAUGAUAAGUGAAGCAGUUUCCUUUUUUCUUCUCCUCCAGUAAACUUGUAAGACAUAUUUUCAAAGAUCUAUCUUCAAGAUACCAGGUUUAUGUACCAACAUAAUAGAUUUAAAUGUUUUCUUCUCCAAUGCAGGUUAUAGUGAACAAAACUAUAGUGUGCUCUUUGCUUUGGAUGCUUUCAAACCUUUAUAAGCUCUUCUAGUUUUAUUCUGUCAAACAGCAGCACUGAAUCAUUUUUAAAGAGGUUGAGUGGGUUCCAGGCUUUUAUUACCACCAGAAGAUUGAGUUCUCAGCUCCUUCUUGAAAACUGAAUAUGUUUGGCAAUAUUUAGGUUGGGGACAUGUGCUGAAGAAAAUGACAACUUUUGAAUUUUAUUUUUACAGUGCCUAUUUAGACUUGGAAGUCAAACAGCUGUUGCAUUUCAUCCUUUAAAAAAAAUUGAAACUUUGAAAUCAAAGCCAGUCCCAUGUCUUUGUACAAUUUAAUUGAUCUAUGUUCAGUAUAUUUGUUUUUCCUUUCAAAAUGAUUUUUCUGUUUUUACUUUCCUUGUGGUGUGUUAACUGCACAUCCCUAAUUGUAAACAGCAAACAAUAAUAAAAUAAGCAAAAAAAUAUUUUUUGUCCAGUGAAAUAGCUGUGUGUUCCCACUCCCUCUUAACAAUUGAAGUGCAUGCUUCUAACAUUGAUACUUUUUUCAAUUAAAUCUGGAAAUAUCGUAUACACAUUGUUCAUGAGUGUACUGAAAUUUUUUUGAACACAGACUAAGUCUAAAGUACUGUAUGUAACUCAUAUUUCUAUAUGGAAUACAGCUUUCUUUGAGGAGGUAAGUUAACUACUGAAUUGUACACUGACAUUCCAACAGAUAUUUUAGUCAGAGUAGAGAAAUUUAUUGUCAAAGAUAACAUUGUAUAAAUAUACAUCAACAAUCCAAGUAAGUAUAAACACCUUCCAUUAAUUUGUCACAAAAUUUAAUAUCUGGAUCUGGAGCUGAAACUGCUUUAAAUUCUUUUUUUAUAGUUUAAUAGCUUUUGUAACAAUGAACUUUUUCCUCAAAGUUAAGCAAAACUAUAUCAGUGAAACCAGCAAACUAACUUUGUUCUUUCCUUGCUGUCCUUAGAUGAUUAACUAAUCCCAACAAGUUUUUUUUAAUUCUUUGCAAUGACAAGUACAAAAUUCAUUAUUGUCAAAUGAUGCUUAGUUGAUCAAUCUAAUAGUUAAUUAAUAUGUUAAUCAGGGCUAUUGUGGUGUUUUAAAUUUACAAAGUAAAAGUUGGAUUUUUUUCAAUGUAGAUAUAAAAAAUUAUUUUCAGUAACAGAUGCAUACCCUUCCUCAGAAUAUAGUGCCUUGCACUUAUUUCAAAAUUUACGCAAUCCAGCAUUAUCUAAAUGUAUAUAUUUAAUAUAAAAUAACAGAUUUUCUCUAAAAAAUUGUUUACAAACUAAUACAUCCAAUAUUAUUGCUGUCGAAAAUGAGCUUGUAAAAUAUUUAACAAUAUAUAAUUGGGUAAAAUCUAUCAUUUUGUAGAAUUAAUAGGAAAAGAGACUUUUUCAUAACAUCCUUUCAAAAAUACUUUAUUCUGAUCUUGGUGAUGGUAGUUCAGCUUCUUAACUCUAUCUAUUUUAUCUAUUUAAAAGCUCUUUAAUAAGUUUGUGUGUUAGCUAUUUAUCAGUAUUUAAUAACUAAAACAAAUUCUUUAAACUGGGAUUGCUAUUUGGUUCAAUUAAUAAUUGAGUGCUCCUUUUUUGUUUUAAUUUUUUUCUAAAUUUAGUAGGUAGCAAAUGAUACCAGUAUUUUGUUUGGAUAAGUUGCGUUUAAGAUGUAAGCUAAAUUUGACUGUAUACAAGAUACAUAUUAAUGAAUUAGACAGUUUCUGUAUAUCAGGAACAUGUUAUUUGCAUAUUACAUUCAUAAUUCCAUAUGUUAGGUAUGAAAUGCUCUUCUGGAAAUAUACAGACAUUAUUCCAAAAUAGGUUUUGAUAGCCUUGUAUUGCACAUUCUUAUAAUCUUUGAAAGUUUGAAAAAGAACUUUUUGGUGACCUUCACCAAAAGUAGUGAAAGCAAAUUCAUACUCUAUAAAGCAAUAUCUUUUUCUAAAUAUUCUACCAUUCACUUUCCUUGAAUGAUCAUAACUAUACUAUUAAAAAUGAGAAAAAUCUAUUCAUUUUCACAACAAUUUGCCUUCAGGAUAUGCUUCAUGUUACCUUAGAGAAGAAAAUGUAACGGGGAAAUGUAAAAUAAUCUAUUUUUGGAAUGUUUCAAUAAUCACUGCUUGAAUUAGCUACAUGUCAAAAGUAUUUUUCAUAUAGUCAAACAAUUCCUGACCAGUAGAUUUUGAAAUUAUGUACCUUGUAGCUUUUUUAUAGAAUGGCUGAAGUUAGGAAAGCUUAAAAGGAUUGCAUAAAUACAAAAAGACUUAAACUAUCAA
Thamnophis sirtalis is the source of this 4105-nucleotide messenger RNA. Its product is annotated as putative RNA-binding protein Luc7-like 2. Gene Ontology annotation, molecular function: mRNA binding. NCBI's taxonomy places the organism in Eukaryota, Metazoa, Chordata, Lepidosauria, Squamata, Natricidae. Gene Ontology annotation, cellular component: U1 snRNP. Gene Ontology annotation, biological process: mRNA splice site recognition. The record is from RefSeq and is a predicted model, not a curated record.